This is a messenger RNA of Argentina anserina (silverweed cinquefoil), 2704 nucleotides long. RefSeq names its product protein ENHANCED DISEASE RESISTANCE 2-like. Gene Ontology annotation, molecular function: lipid binding. The transcript is spliced from 22 exons. NCBI's taxonomy places the organism in Eukaryota, Viridiplantae, Streptophyta, Magnoliopsida, Rosales, Rosaceae. The record is from RefSeq and is a predicted model, not a curated record. Bases 202 to 2409 code for a protein of 735 amino acids.
GAGACAGAAAGAAAGAGAGGAUUGCAUCAUCUUCUCUGGUUCUCUGCAACCCAGAAACUGAAAACUCCUGUGAUUUGAUUCUCUGAAUCCCUCCAAGGGGAUCAGAGGAUCACCUUUCCUGCCCCAAUCAGCAUUCAGCACACUCUCGACCUUUGGGCCCGGAAAGGUUAGAACUUUGGGUGAAUUGCAACUUUUCUGGAAAUGGGUGUCUCACAAAAUGAUAGUGACAUGGAGGGUUGGCUUUAUCUUAUGAGGCUCAACCGCCUUGGAAUGCAAUACUCUCGCAAAAUGUACUUUAUUCUUCAGGGGCAUUUUCUCAAGAGCUUCAAAUCCAAAUCCACUUCAGAAAAUCAGGAACCGGUUAGGAGUGCCAUAAUAGACAGCUGCAUUCGGGUCACUGAUAAUGGAAAGGCAACUGUUCAUAGAAAAGUGUUCUUUUCCUUUACCCUGUAUAAUUCUUCCGAUCCUGAUGACCAGCUCAAGUUGGGAGCAAGCAGUCCAGAAGAAGCAGCAAAAUGGAUUCGUUCAUUGCAGGAUGCGGCAUUAAAGGAAUUGCCUAAUCCAGCAAAGGAAUAUGUGGCUUGUUCUUCCGGGAAGAGAUGGUCACCCUUAAGACUGGUGGGCUCAAGAAGCACCUUGCGAGGUUCUAUUGACUGGACCUUUUGCCCAUUGGUGAACAAUGAAGGGAUGACAAAUGAUGUUAUUGCUCCCUCACCCUGGAAAAUAUUUGGUUGUCAGAAUGGAUUGCGACUCUUUAAAGAAGCAAAAGAUGGGGAUUCCCGUGAAAGGCAUUGGGAUGACCAUCCAGCGAUAAUGGCAGUAGGAGUGGUUGAUGGAACUUCAGAGGCCAUCUUUCGGACUCUUUUAUCUCUUGGUCCAUCGAGAUCAGAAUGGGACUUCUGUUUUUAUCGGGGUACUGUGAUUGAGAACCUAGAUGGUCAUACUGAUAUCGUUCACCAGCAGUUAUACAGUGAUUGGCUACCUUGGGGGAUGAAACGAAGAGAUCUACUGCUGCGUCGGUACUGGAGAAGAGAGGAGGAUGGCACAUAUGUUAUCCUUUACCACUCUGUGUCUCACAAGAACUGUCCAGCAAAAAGAGGCUAUGUGCGUGCUUGCCUUAAAAGUGGAGGAUAUGUUAUAACUCCUGUGAACCACGGGAAACAAUCACUUGUCAGACACAUGCUUGCCAUUGAUUGGAAAUUCUGGAAAUUAUAUCUACGUCCAUCAUCUGCAAGAUCCAUUACUAUCAGGAUGCUUGAGAGAAUUGCAGCAUUAAGAGAGAUGUACGGAGCAGAAGCUGGAAAUUGUUCCACUGAAUUCACAUCCAGAGUGUUUUCUAGAGAUAUCGGAUUAGCUCAUAGUGAGAAGGAGAUCACUAAGACAGAAUUUCACAGUAUGGAAGAAGUCAAAAAGCUAGAAGAGGUUAAUCUCAUGGAAGAUGAAGUGGAAAAACCGGGUCGCGCUAGUUUAAAGGGAAUGCAUGAUUCUGCAGAUGAGUUCUUUGAUGUUCCUGAACCAGCAGACUAUGACCAGUUCGAGAAUGAGUGGCCGUCAGAGUUUAUCAAGGAGCAGCAACCCACGAACACACACCACUCCAGAUUGUCUAACAGCAGCCGAUUUGUGAAAAGAAUUCACGAACUUAGAGUUCAAAAGAAGGGUUAUAUGGACUUACAAGAGGUGGCUAAGGAAGAUAACAUGUCAUGCUCAUAUGGAUCAACACUUCAAAAGGACCCAAAUUGUGCUUUACCUUGUAGCUGGGGAACAGCUGACCCUUCUUCGUUUCUGAUACGUGGGCCAAAUUAUUUACGAGAUCAUGAGAAGAUCAAGGCAAAAGGCACUUUGAUGCAACUGGUUGGUGUAGAUUGGCUAAGAUGUGGUGAGCGAAUAGAUAAUCUUAGCAGCCGAUUUGGUGGGAUUGUUCAGAAAUAUGCAGAACUUGGGGGACCAGAAUUUUUCUUUGUUGUUAACAUACAAUUCCCCGGCACAACCAUGCAUACCUUGGCAUUUUAUUACAUGUUGAACACUCCUUUGGAGGAAAACCCUUUACUACACAGUUUUGUCAAUGGUGAUGAUGCCUAUAGGAAUUCAAGGUUCAAGCUAAUACCGUACAUUUCUAAGGGUUCAUGGAUAGUCAAGCAGAGUGUUGGAAAGAAAGCCUGCUUGAUAAGUCAAGCUCUUGAGGUACAUUAUUUCCGUGGGAAGAACUAUUUGGAGCUCAUGAUCGACGUUGGGUCUUCAACUGUAGCAAGGGGGAUUGUCAAUCUUGUUCUUGGAUACCUGAACAAUUUGGUUUUUGAAAUGGCGUUCCUGAUACAGGCCAACACAGAAGAGGAACUUCCAGAAGUCCUUCUUGGAACAUGUAGAAUUAACCAUUUGGAUUCAUCCAAAUCAGUCCAGGUAAAACCAUGAUUUUCACCCAGAAAAAUCAGGCCAAAAGAAAAAAGAAAAAAGCAAGAAAAUCUCAUAUCACAUCAUCAGGUUGUUACCCAUUUGCCUCCCGAUCAAGGAACGAAAAUUGAUGUAAAGGUUCUAACAAAAUAGAAAAGAGAAAAAGGUAGUAAAGAAAGGUGCUCCAUGUUCUGGUAUGUAUCCAAGUGUACGUUUAUAGUCAUUUUCGUUCCCCCAUUCAGUCAAAAUUAGUCUUUAUUUUUAUUUAUUUUUCCAUCAAUGUAGAGCUCGUUAAGUCAUUUCAAUUCGUUCUUCA